AUGACGGAAAGGUUUUACUUGGGGUUUGAUUUGUCUACCCAACAAUUGAAAUGCUUAGCAAUUAAUGAUAAACUGACAAUUGUUGCUUCAGAGUCUGUUGAGUUUGAUAAGGAUUUAUCACAUUAUGGGACAGAGAAAGGUAUAUACAAAAAUGGUAAAACUAUAGAUGCCCCAGUGGCUAUGUGGUUUGAAGCUAUCGAUUUAAUAUUUGAGAGAUAUAAAGAAAGAAAGUUUCCAUUGGAAAAGGUUGUUGGGAUUUCAGGAUCUUGUCAACAACAUGGUUCUGUAUUUUGGUCAGAAAAGGCGGACUCUUUGCUGAAGACAUUAACUGCUACAAAAACUUUAGUCGAGCAAUUAGUUCCUCAUUCAUUAACGAGGAAGACUGCUCCAAAUUGGCAAGACCAUAGUACCGCCAUGCAAUGUGAUGAGAUGGAAACUGCAGUUGGUGGCAUGGUUGAAAUGGCACAAAUCACUGGUUCAAAAGCUCAUUUUAGAUUUACUGGUCCACAAAUCUUAAAAGUUGCAGAGGAUGAGCAUGAGAACUAUGACGAGACUAGCUGUAUUAGUCUGGUGUCUAGUUUCUUACAAUCAGUGUUAUGUGGAAAAUUGACACCUUUAGAGGAAUCAGAUGCAUGCGGCAUGAACUUAUAUGACAUUGAAAACCAUUGCUAUGACAAGCAACUGAUCUCUCUAAUCGAUAGCAAAAACCAAGGAUCGGAUCUAACAAAAAAAUUGUUAGGUGAUCCUAUAAGCAGUACUAAAAAGCCUUUAUGGACUGCUAAUGUUUCAGACUACUUUGUUAAGAAAUAUAAUGUUAAUGCAUUAUGCAGUAUAUAUCCAUUCACUGGAGAUAACUUGGCAACUAUAUGCUCCUUGCCAUUACAGAAGAAUGAUGUGCUAGUUUCACUAGGUACAUCAACCACGGUGCUACUAGUGACCGAUUCAUAUCUCCCAUCUCCUGACUAUCACAUGUUUAUUCAUCCUACUAUUCCACGUCAUUACAUGGCAAUGAUUUGUUAUUGUAAUGGAUCACUGGCAAGAGAAAAAGUUCGAGAUCAGCUAAACAACGAUAAUAGCGGCAGUUGGGAAAGGUUCAAUAAGGAAGUGUCAUCAAAGGAUGAUAAAAGUUCAGAGAAUGAAAUCGGUGUUUACUUCAGUUUAGAUGAGAUUGUUCCAAGCGUUAACGCUAUACAUAAAAGAGCUAAAUUUGAUGUGAGCACAGGAAACAUCACUGAGUUUGUUGACAAAUUUGAGAAUGACAGCAAAAACAUUGUUAAGUCACAAGCUUUGAGUUGUAGAGUGAGAAUAACUCCACUAUUAUCAAAUAGCUUAAAAGGUUCAACAUCCACAGGCAAUGGCAAUAUAAUAAAUUAUACAAGUGAGAAGGUAAAGUUUGAUUUUAGCGACCUACCAUUAUCAGAUUAUAUGAAGGCCCGUCCAAAUAGGGUCUUUUUCGUCGGAGGAGCAGCCAAAAAUGAUUCUUUAAUCAAAAAAUAUGCAGCGAUAUUGGGAGCCAAGAAUGGUAAUUUCAGAUUUGCUAAUACCAGUAAUUCGUGUGCUUUAGGUGGGUGUUACAAAGCACUAUGGUCUUAUUUGUAUAAUAAUGAAGAAACAACGUCAGAAUUUGAUAAAUUCUUAAAUGAAAAAUUCAAUUGGGAAGAACUAGAGCACUUCUAUGAUUCGAAUGAAGAAGAGUGGCGAAGUUAUUCGAUAUAUAUAAAACCAUUAAGUCAUUUAGAGUCCUCUCUAUCAGAGUAA
Messenger RNA from Tetrapisispora phaffii CBS 4417, 1758 nucleotides. RefSeq names its product xylulokinase (gene XKS1). The record is from RefSeq and is a predicted model, not a curated record. NCBI's taxonomy places the organism in Eukaryota, Fungi, Ascomycota, Saccharomycetes, Saccharomycetales, Saccharomycetaceae. The transcript has a single exon. The coding region runs from base 1 to 1758 and encodes 585 amino acids. Gene Ontology annotation, cellular component: cytosol. Gene Ontology annotation, biological process: D-xylose metabolic process; xylulose metabolic process. Gene Ontology annotation, molecular function: D-xylulokinase activity.